Messenger RNA from Blastocystis hominis, 1623 nucleotides. RefSeq lists its product as hypothetical. Gene Ontology annotation, cellular component: cytoplasm. The coding region runs from base 64 to 1602 and encodes 512 amino acids. Gene Ontology annotation, biological process: L-histidine catabolic process. The record is from RefSeq and is a predicted model, not a curated record. The transcript is spliced from 4 exons. Gene Ontology annotation, molecular function: histidine ammonia-lyase activity. Lineage: Eukaryota; Bigyra; Opalinata; Blastocystidae.
GCUAUGAGCGCUGAAAGACCUGUUUAUUACCUGGACGGAGAGUCUCUGACCCCCGAGAUGUUGAUGGAGCUUGGAUAUGGAAAGUACAAGCUGGAUCUUAGCAAGGAGGCUUGGGCCAAAGUGGACAAUGGAAGAAAGGUCGUGGAUGACAUUGUGGAAAAUAAGAUUGUAAAGUACGGAAUUAACACCGGAUUUGGAAACUUCAAGGAUGUCGUCAUUCCUCCCGAAUCCGUCGAGGAGUUGCAGGUGAAUCUGAUCCGAUCCCACGCUUCUGGAGUGGGUGAGAACCUCAGCUACGAGCGUUCGUUGCGCAUGCUCGCUCUGCGCUGCAACGUCCUCGCCAAGGGCCACAGUGGUGUGAGCCACGAGUCUCUGCAGCGCGCUUUGGACUUCUUCAACGCGGGCGUUGUGUCUGCGAUUCCCCUGAAGGGAACCGUCGGCGCUUCUGGCGAUCUGGCCCCUCUGGCGCACCUGUGUCUGGGUCUGAUCGGUGAAGGCGAGUCGUGGGACCCUGCCGACCACCAGAUCAAGCCGACUGCGGAGCUGGUGGCGAAGUACGGUUUGACCCCCGUGCACCUGCGUGCGAAGGAGGGUCUGGCGUUCAUCAACGGCACGCAGUUCAUCUCCACGCUGGGCGCGGAGGCGCUGGUGCGCGCUGAGCACGCCGCUCUGGAGGCCGAUGUGAUCUGCUGCAUGACGUUCGAGGCGCUGCGCGGCACGACGGCGGCGUACCGCCACUUCAUCCACGACGCGCGCAAGCACGGAGGCCAGCGCGCCGUGGCGCAGCGCAUGCGCGCGUGCCUGAACAACCCGCUGUACUCGAGCGAGAUCUUCGAGAAGCUGACCGACAAGAAGAAGGUGCAGGACUCCUACACGCUGCGCUGCGCGCCGCAGGUGCACGGCAUUGUGCACGACACGCUGGCGUUCGUGCGAGGCAUCCUGACCACGGAGCUGAACAGCGCGACCGACAACCCCAUGAUCUUCCGCGACGAUGACGGCGAGCCCGUGAUCAUCUCCGGAGGCAAUUUCCAUGGCGAGUACCCCGCCAAGGCGCUGGACUACCUGGCCAUCGCCAUCCACGAGAUCGCCAACAUCUCGGAGCGCCGCAUUGAGCGUCUGGUGAACACCUCGCUGGGCGGCCUGAACCCCUUCCUCACCCAGAAGGAGCGCGGCGGUCUGGACUCGGGCUUCAUGAUCGCGCACUGCUGCGCUGCUGCGCUGGUGAGCGAGAACAAGGUGCUCACCCACCCCGGAUCCGUGGACUCCAUCUCCACUUCCGCCGGACAGGAGGACCACGUGUCCAUGGGAGGAUUCUGCGCGCGCAAGGCGCUCGAGGUCACCGAGAACGUCGAGAACGUCAUUGCCAUCGAGCUGCUCGCCGCCUGCCAGGGAGUGUGGCUGCUGGGAGAGAAGCCCACCGAGCCCAUGCAGAAGGUGUACGACCUCGUGAGAGAGCACGUGACGCCCUACACGCGCGACCGCUUCAUGAGCCCCGACAUCAAGGCUGUGCACAAGCUGGUGAAGGAGAACAAGGUUUGGGAAAUCGUAAAGCCCUAUAUUGAAAAGUAUCAGGAGUACGAGAAGGAGCAUGGCGAGAAGUAAAAACAGAAAGGAUGAUAUGAA